Messenger RNA from Betta splendens (Siamese fighting fish), 1188 nucleotides. RefSeq names its product MKRN2 opposite strand, tandem duplicate 2 (gene mkrn2os.2). NCBI's taxonomy places the organism in Eukaryota, Metazoa, Chordata, Actinopteri, Anabantiformes, Osphronemidae. The record is from RefSeq and is a predicted model, not a curated record. The transcript has 4 exons. The coding region runs from base 511 to 1188 and encodes 225 amino acids.
UUUAAAGGUAUGGUAGCUCUUCUUACUCAAUACAAAAACAGUAUAACCGAUUCCACUAAGCAAAGUAAAUGCUACAUUAAGUGGUAAGGCUUUAAUUAGACAUUUUAAUAAAUGUACAAUCUUGGUAUCAAAAGGAUUCAUUAUUUAAUAUUGAUUUAAUUGUUUUUAAUAUGUGUCAGUGAUGCAGCAGAAAGUAAAGGGGGAGCUGAAAGGUGCAUAACCUUGGGUUUCCAUAGCAACAUGCCAAAAUACCAUAUUACCUGGCCACCUUUUCAAAGCAACUCUGCAACAAGUGAGACAGAUCACAUGACACAGGCAGCAACUAGAUAGAUCGGAGCAGCACAACCAUGCCAUCUGACUGGCUGUUACCUGGAGACCAGGUGUGACACUGUGGAAAGGAGGCGGAGCCGUUGGACCAGAGAGACAGGAAAGUAGAGGAAUUGGAAACGGAAUGAACAGGAGAGGAGGCGCUGAACAAAGAACUACGAGAGAAGACGAGGUGCUGAGGAGAUGGAGCAGCAGGUGGAACAUACUGUGAUCCGGUUCAACCACUGCCACAAGGACAUUUUCUGUUUCUCUGUGCCAGAACAGUGUCCAAGUUGUGCAGAGGAGCUGAGGGGGAGCAGGCUGCAGGAGGCACCGGUCAGCCUCCCCUCGCCUCUCACCAAUGCACACAAGACGUCCUGCUGCCUUGUGGUUGCACCUGCUUACAACAACCAGGACACAGACUUUGAUGGCACAUCAGAUCUGCACACUGGCAUCUCCAGUACCAAAGGAGUGGUUUUCAACUACACUCGGGGGGGGGUCCGCAAAGACCACACUGGUUGGGAGCGCUGUGUUAGUGUUCCUCUGGUUCGACCCGACAUGUUUCCCCUUUUGGCUCAGUGGGACCAGUACCUGGAGCGCUUUGCUGAAGGGCCCAUGUGGGACCCUGCCUGGCACAGGUUCGAUCAGGACCAUCAUAACUGCUUCAGUUUCUGUCUGUGCUUCAUCAACGGGGUCCUGGCAGUGGAGGGCCGCAGCCCACUGACCAGAGAGACGUUCACUCAGACCUUUAUUUUGCCAAAAAUGAGGAGAGUGUCAAAAUAUACAACGCUGUACCAGAACAUCCAGAAACACCAGUACUACAUGGUAAACCGCCAGGAUGGUUCCCAGGAGGACACAAUGGGCCAACCUGAAGCAUUUUGA